CCAGGGGUUCACAAACUACGGCCACAAACUAUGGCCAAAUUCCAGCCAUCAUGUAUUUUUGCCCAUGUGAGCUAAGACGGUUUUUAUAUUCUUAACUGGGGUUGGGGAAGAAAAAUCAGAAGAACAGGAAUACUUUGUGGCAUGUAAAAAUUAUGUGAAAUUCACAUUUCAGUGUCCAUAAAUAAAAUUUUAUUGGAAGCCGGCUACACCCAUUCAAUACUAUUUUCUCAGGCUGCCUUCCUGGCUACAACAGCCCAGUUGAGUGGCUGUGGCAGAGAGAUACAGCCCGCAAAGCCCAGAAUAUUUACUCUCUGCUCCUUACAGAAAAGAUUUGACGACUCCUAUACUCCAAGGUAGACUGUUAUCUAUCAAUAGGAGAGGUGUUUAAAAAGUGUUCUGGGAACCGUGCUGUCCCGCGACUGAUCCAGAGUGCCCCUCCAGCCCCCAGCCAUGAGGCUCUUCCUGUCGCUCCCAGUUUUGGUGGUGGUUCUGGCGAUGGUUUUGGAAGGCCCAGCCCCCGCCCAGGCGGCCCCAGAAAUCUCCAGCACUUUGGAGCGCAUCCCGGAUAAACUGAAGGAGUUUGGUAACACCCUGGAGAACAAGGCCCGGGCAGCCAUUGAGAGCAUCAGGCAGAGUGACCUUCCUGCGAAGACCCGGAACUGGUUUUCUGAGACUUUCAACAAAGUGAAGGAGCAGCUAAAAACUACCUUCUCCUGAACACCAGGAGAGCCGUCCCACUCCUCUGGGCUGUGCGCCACGGAAGGAGCUCUGAAGUUUCCCAUGCCCUGGCUCCUGUACCGAGGACUUCAUGAUGCCCAUAUCCACCCCCACCCUCCAAUAAAAAUCCUGUAGAGAAAAAAAAAAAAA
Molecule: messenger RNA, 867 nt
Organism: Callorhinus ursinus (northern fur seal)
Lineage: Eukaryota; Metazoa; Chordata; Mammalia; Carnivora; Otariidae
Source: RefSeq, a predicted model, not a curated record